Molecule: messenger RNA, 927 nt
Organism: Papaver somniferum (opium poppy)
Lineage: Eukaryota; Viridiplantae; Streptophyta; Magnoliopsida; Ranunculales; Papaveraceae
Exons: 6
Coding region: 1-927 (308 amino acids)
Source: RefSeq, a predicted model, not a curated record
AUGGAUUUAUUCAAGCUAUUACAGUCUACUAUAUGUUUGAUAAUGAUGUUCAUCAUAUCGGUUGAACCAACGGUUCUUGUUCAUUUUGAUCAAGUUCCCGAGUCUCAAUCGAAGUCGUCGUCUAUCGCUGUUUUUCGUUACUCCAUUGUAGGACUAAACGGUUCUCAAAUUUGCCAAAGAAGGCAUUGGUGUUCCAUCAGCUGCCAGAUUGAUGAUCAAAUACUAAAGCAUUGUCCGAACGAUCAUAUAAUAUUAAGGAAUUUAAGCGUUAAUCGCAGUCACAACUUCCGAGUUAGUGUUACAACAUUAGAUGGAGAUAGAAACUCAUCAGCUUACAAAUGGUUCAUUGAUACAAUUCCGCCCACUGCUUCCAUUACUAGCGAGACGAGUUACACAAACGCUAUGAGAGUAUCUAUUGACAUUACAUUCAGUGAAGCUUGCACAAAAGGAGGUGGUUUCAAGUGUAUAAACGCAUCCAGCUGUGAUGCAAGUCUCGCCGUCUAUCUACAGAUUUUUCGAUUUGUCUUGAUUAAUGGCCCUGCUGAAGUAAAUGCGUCUACACUAAAAAUGGUUGAACAAGAUAUCAAGUACAGAAUUGUGGUGGAAUUUUCAGCGUCAGGUGUAUACGGCCGUGUAGUAGUGAAGAUGGCAGACAUGUUUUGUACUGAUGAGGCAGGAAAUCAAUUUAGAAGGACAAAUGAAUCCGUGCUAAUUUUGCAUUUCGAUAGAAGGCCGGUAGACAUGGGUUUAUGGACGACAAUUCCAUCCUAUGAAUUGAAGAUAGGGGAGGUUCCAAGAACUGUCCUUGCUACUAACAAAUUGGAAGACUUGGAAUUUUACUUGGACUUCAGCAGUCCUGUAGUUAACUUGACAGACGACAUCCAGAGUGUUUUACAUGCAAAUUUUGGUAGCUUGGCAUUAUUGUGA